Messenger RNA from Candida albicans SC5314, 831 nucleotides. Its product is annotated as telomerase inhibitor. The transcript has a single exon. Gene Ontology annotation, molecular function: nucleic acid binding. The record is from RefSeq and is a predicted model, not a curated record. The coding region runs from base 1 to 831 and encodes 276 amino acids. NCBI's taxonomy places the organism in Eukaryota, Fungi, Ascomycota, Pichiomycetes, Serinales, Debaryomycetaceae.
AUGGGGUUAGCAGGUACAAAGAUAAAGCAGAGAUUUGGAAAUGAUCCUAGAAAUACAAACUGGUCUAAUGAUACCUCCCGUUUUGGGCAUCAAUAUUUAGCGAAAAUGGGUUGGCAACAGGGCAGUGGAUUAGGGUUGGUGUCCCAUGCAUUAACUACCCACGUUAAAGUUUCAAUUAAAGACGAUAAUUUGGGGCUAGGAGCCAAAUUACAUAAACGUAAAGCGAAUGGAGACGGUGGAUUAGAGGAAGAAGGAACUGCUGGAUUAGAUGCGUUCCAAAGAAUAUUGGGAAGAUUAAAUGGGAAAGAAAAUGUGGUCAAUAAAGUAUUGGACAAUGUUCGUGAUGAUGAUAUAAUUAAUGGUAAAUGGGGUAUGAGAUUUGUCAAGGGAGAAACUUUGCUGAGUACUUGGGAUAAGGAGAGCAAAAAAUUGAUAUCUUAUAAGAAUAUAGAAGAUGAUGGGAAAAAAAGCAGAAAGAGGAAAGCUGAUGAAAGUGAAACUAAGGAAGACAAAAAGACGUUGAAAAAGCAUAAGAAGGAAAAGAAAGACAAAAAGGAGAAGAAGGAAAAGAAGAAAAAGAAGGAAAAGAAGGACAAGAAGGACAAGAAGGACAAGAAAAACAAGAAAGACAAGAAAGACAAGAAGGACAAGAAGGACAAGAAGGACAAAAUACGAACUGGUUCAGAUGAAACACUAGUAUCAAAAGAAUCUAGUGCUACUCCGCCCCCAAUUGCCACUCGACUUUCAGCUAGAUCAAAGUGGAUUAAGCAAAAAAGGGCAUCAGUGAUGGAUUCAAAAGCAUUAAACGAAAUUUUCAUGAUCACCAAUUGA